Messenger RNA from Elaeis guineensis (African oil palm), 1120 nucleotides. RefSeq names its product eukaryotic translation initiation factor 6-2. Gene Ontology annotation, molecular function: ribosome binding. Gene Ontology annotation, biological process: cytosolic ribosome assembly. The record is from RefSeq and is a predicted model, not a curated record. NCBI's taxonomy places the organism in Eukaryota, Viridiplantae, Streptophyta, Magnoliopsida, Arecales, Arecaceae.
AAGGUCCAGAUGCCCCUACGAGAACAAGCGAAAAAACCUUAACCACACCCUGGGAGUUCUCCAAAACCUUGUUCCCCAAGAAACGAUCCGGCUCCCUUCCUCUCUUCGCCGGCUUCUCUCGCGACCCCUUUGGGUCUUUGGAUCCUCCUUGCUCGUCCGAAGCUCGCGCGUUCGAUCCUGGUGUUUAGAGCUUGCUGGUCCAAUUCCAUCAUGGCAACUCGACUUCAAUUUGAGAACUCUUGUGAAGUUGGGGUUUUCUCGAAGUUGACAAAUGCAUACUGUUUGGUUGCAAUUGGAGGAUCAGAAAAUUUUUAUAGUGCAUAUGAAGCUGAGCUUGCUGAUGUUAUUCCUGUGGUCAAAACCUCUAUAGGAGGCACUAGAAUAAUUGGGCGGCUGUGUGCUGGAAACAAGAACGGGCUUCUAUUGCCACAUACAACCACUGACCAAGAACUUCAACAUCUGAGGAACAGUCUACCUGACCGGGUGGUGGUUCAGCGUAUUGAGGAAAAACUGUCUGCUUUAGGCAAUUGCAUAGCCUGCAACGACCAUGUUGCUCUUACACAUCCUGAUCUUGACAGGGAAACAGAACAGCUUAUUGCAGAUGUUCUUGGAGUAGAAGUAUUUAGGCAGACAAUUGCUGGAAACAUUCUUGUUGGCAGUUAUUGUGCUUUUUCAAACAGAGGAGGCUUGGUUCAUCCACACACAUCCAUCGAGGACCAAGAUGAACUUUCUACGCUACUUCAAGUCCCUCUUGUUGCAGGGACUGUGAACAGAGGCAGUGAGGUCAUUGCUGCUGGUAUGACUGUGAAUGACUGGACUGCCUUCUGUGGGUCAGACACCACGGCGACUGAGCUCUCUGUUGUUGAAAGUGUGUUCAAAUUGAGAGAAGCCCAACCAAGCACGAUCGUCGAUGAGAUGCGGAAAUCACUUAUUGACAGCUAUGUUUAGUAUUUUAAGAUAGUCUGCUAUUUUUAAUGCAACAUAAUUUUUCUCCUGAGGACCUUUAAACAAGGAUUCUGUUCAAUGUUGUGAUGUUAUGUUUCAUGUCAUGGUUAUGUCAAUGCAUGUGCUUAUGUUGUUUAUGAUAGUUUUGCAAAAAAAAAAAGGAAUGUUUUCCGUA